AUGCCCUGGGGUGGACGGUAUUUGGCUGUAAACCGCGAUCCAGAUGGCGCACAUUCAGAGGCCCUGGAAAUGGACAAUAUGAUGAUGGAUGAACCGGAGGAAGACAUAAUGGAGACAAGAGGAGCGUGGUAUGUAUUUCGUCACCCGAAAAUGUUUCGCAUGGCGUCUAAAUACUGUGAGUUUAAGCGCCCUGGGAUUCAAGUCUGUACCACACAGGUCGAAGAGUCAAGCAUUACGGGACUGAAUGACUUGACCGCUACCAAUUCCAAAACACCUCCCCGAGGGAAGCGCUGGUCUGAUCCAGUGUGGUGGUGUGUAUGCGGAAACACUGCUAUUCUUAUAAUCAAUGUGAUCUUUAUCAUCGUUGCGACAGCGUGGACGGGUUGUCAAUAUGGAGGCGUGGCCUUUGGCUCUAACAUCCUCUAUGAAGGAUCGUGCACUACGGCGAAAGAUCUGAAGAUUGUAAUCCAUUUGGCCAUCAACAUUUUCAGUCUAAUCUUGACGGCGAUGAGCAGUCUUUCCGGUAAUAUUCUGAUGUCUCCAUCAAGAGCUGACCUCGACCGCGCGCAUUCCGGGAGUAAUUGGCUCACUAUUGGUGUUUUUUCACUGCGGAAUCUUAGAAACCUACAAUGGCCACAUCGACUAACGUGGAUUGUUUUGACUGGGACAUCACUCAUAGUACAAUUCAUCUACAACUCUGUUAUUUAUUCCUCGCUCAAUGCAAACACUUAUGCCGCCUUUGUUGCAUCACACGACUUCAUCUCCAACAGCAGCAUUCCCGACUCUGAAUUUGAAGCUCAGUCAUGUUACUCAGAGGCUGAUCUUGCAUGGAACAUAACGGCUCUCCGGAGAAGCAUUCUCAACGGGGAAUUUGAAGUCCUGGAUCCCCAAGCAUGUAUUGAAGCCUACGCGGUGGAGUUUCUUUCAGACCGGCGAACCGUGAUUGCGGUUACCUCCGAAUCAAUGACUGAGAACAGCACAAGGCUAUACAUAAGUUGCUAUGGGUGGCCUGCUAGGAUUUAUGACGCCAUCACCGACAACAUCAUAGAAAAUAGUGGAUUGUUAACUCAACAGGACGCUUAUCAAACUAUAAAUUCCUAUACCACCGGCGACGCAUUCAGAUGGAUCUGCAGCGGGAAUGGUUGGAAUGACACAUACACGUACCAGUCUUGUUCAAAGGCAACAGCGCAAGAUAUGAGUCCAUGGACAAUAACGGGCCAAACAUGGGCGCCUUCCACUUCAAUCCAACAGGUCCCCAAUACCAUGUUGGACUGGAUAACGGUGGCUUGGGAAACCGAUACCGAUCUAGAAUUCAUCUGGACUGGACUGAAUCAGACCGAAAGGACCGAACUCCAAGCCAAACUCGAGGCGAAUCCCACUCUGGAACAGAUGCAGUCAUUUGUACGGAAUCGUAUAUGGAGUAACGAGACAUUUGGAGACGCCUUGGUAAUAAACGCAUCUUGCUUGGACAAGGAAUGGUUAUCCGCGGAGAGUUUUAUUGCUAAGCCUCCUCAACGAAAGCUGGCGUUUCCGGUUGACCAUUGCCUUAGCCAGUAUGUGGAUGAGCAAUGUCAGUUACUGUACAACAUGCCCAUCGGGGUUGUCAUCAUCAUAUGCAAUUUGCUGAAAGUGAUGUGUUUGUCGUUUUUGGUGAAUAUUGACCGUCGCAACCUUUUCCUCACGGUUGGCGAUGCUAUUUCUUCAUACUUUCAAAACCCAGACCCCUUGACAAAGGGUUGGUGUAUGCUGUCUAAAAAGACAGCCAAGCGGAGCAAGGUAUGCCCCUGGAACGCUUCAUGCGACCCCAAAGUGAGAAGCAUGCCACUUCCCGUAUCCCCUCCCCAUCCUGAGAAUCCGCCCACCAAGCGACGCACCUGGUCGAAUGCGUGUAAACCAGUUGUUACAUUGGCCACAUUGCCGAUCCUGGGGAUUUACAUCGCCAUGACCCAGAUCUUACCCAAAUAUGCCCAAGCAGCAGCCCAGGGCUUGCCAUAUCGUGAUGUAACAAUCUCGCAGAUAUGGGACAUCAAAGGCUUCGGCGCCGUGCAGUCGAAUGCCCUGCUCACGAACCUAGCCAGAACUUACGUGGGGAUGGAACUUCUAGCCAAUACACCGCAACUCCUCGUCUCAUUGCUCUAUUUCCUAUUCAACGACCAUCUGGCCCGCAUGCUACAUGCAGCAGACUACAACCAAUACGCAGUAUCCCGUCGGCCGCUGCGCGUAUCAUUCCCACGGGGCCAGCAGCGUUCAACAUUCUACCUCUCCAUCCCCUACCGCUACUCCCCCCCUCUCCUACUCGCCUUCGGGCUCAUCCACUGGCUCAUUUCCGAAGGCAUCUUCUACGUGCAACUGCUCCCCUAUGACCUCGCUGGCAACCCCAUCUUGUCGUCUAAGCUGAUGACAUGCGGAAUCUCGACGAUUCCGUUGGAGGUUGCCAUGUUUCUCACCAUUGCAUGUUUGCUGGUUCUUUGGGGCUUGUCUGCUAGAGAGUAUAAGUGUGCUACAAUGCCGUUUGCGUUGGGCUGUAGUGUUGCUAUUAGUGCGGCUUGUCAUCCGCCUACGAAUGAUACAGAUGCGGCGUUUAAGUCGGUUAUGUGGGGGGCUGUGGAUGAUGAUGAUGAUGAUGAUGAUCGCCCAGAUAGGAUGGCUCAUUGCUGCUUUACUUCCUUGGAAGUGACACAACCCCAAAAAGACCGUAUGUAUGUUUAA
Messenger RNA from Talaromyces marneffei, 2709 nucleotides. RefSeq lists its product as uncharacterized. The transcript has 2 exons. The record is from RefSeq and is a predicted model, not a curated record. The coding region runs from base 1 to 2709 and encodes 902 amino acids. NCBI's taxonomy places the organism in Eukaryota, Fungi, Ascomycota, Eurotiomycetes, Eurotiales, Trichocomaceae.